ACCAACAACAGACGACGCAUUCAGACACAUUUUUCUCUUCUCCGGGACGAUCCACUACUUUUCUUUUUUUUUUCAUUAUUCCGCGUAAAAAUGGCUCCGCCGCUAAAAUGGUGCGCUUUCCUCCUGCUGACGGCUCUCCUGCAAGUCGUCCCCGUGGAGUCGGAGGGAAACGGUCUCCAGAGACACAAACGAGAAUGGAUCACGGCGCCCAGGCGGCUGUUGGAGAACAACGACUACACCGGCCUGGAGUUCAUCGCAAAAAUCCGUUCGGAUAAGGAGAACUUCACCAAGAUUCGAUAUUCCCUCACAGGGCCCGGGGUGGAUCAAAAUCCGGUGGGUGUGUUUGGUGUUGACCCCAAUACCGGGUUUGUAAAAGUCUACACCAUACUGGACCGAGAGAAGGUCGCUUCUUACCACUUAAAAGGCAUCGCUAAGUACAUGGACGGCACCCGAGCUGAGAAGGAUAUCGACCUGAUAAUCACAGUGGAGGACGUGAACGACUGCCCGCCCGUUAUUCAAAUGAAUCAAGUGGGAUCCGUCAAGGAAUCGAGUGCAGCAGGUACUGUUGUCAUGAGAGUGAUCGCUACCGACGCCGACGAGGCGAACACGCUGCACUCACAGGUCCACUACAGCAUCGUGGAGCAGAGCAACGUCGGCGGGAUGUUCUCCAUCAACUCUCGAACCGGAGAAAUCAUAGUGCAACGCAACACUUUGGACCGGGAGACAAAGGACACUUACAAUCUGAUGAUUAAAGCCUCCGACUUGAACGGAGCGUCAGGCGGUAACUCGGGAACCGGGCAGGUCCAGAUCAAACUUCUGGACAUAAACGACAACAUUCCAACCCUGGAGAAAGACACGUACGUGGGCAGUGUGGAGGAGAACACCGUCAACGUGGAAGUGUUGCGGAUCCAAGCCAUCGACAAGGACAUGAUGUACACCGAAAACUGGGAGGCGGUUUAUGAAAUCGUCUCCGGAAACGAAGGCGGUUACUUCACCAUCACCACAGACUCGAAGACCAAUGAGGGGAUUAUUAUGAUUAACAAGGCUCUGGACUAUGAGGAGCUAAAGACGCUCAAUCUGGACGUGGCCGUCUCCAACAAAGCGGCGUACAGCUCCUCCGUCGUGGUCACGGGAAAAUCGUACCCCAUCACAAUCAACGUGGUCAACCAGAAGGAGGGCCCCAGAUUCCAGCCGACCGUCAAGGUGGUGACCAUCUCCGAGGACCAGUCGUCCGUCUCCAUCAACAAGGUCAUCGCCAGCUACGCCGCCAUCGACAGCGACACGCUGCAGACGGCCACCAACGUGAGGUAUGCAAAGAUCCGCGAUGAGCAGAACCUGCUGAUUAUUGAUGAGAGAACAGCAGACAUCCGGCUGACCAAAGUGCCGGACCGAGAGUCCAAGUACUUGAAGAAUGGAACGUAUUACGCCGAGAUUAUCUGCAUUUCCGACGACAAACCCUCCAAAACCGCGACGGGCACCAUCGCCAUCCAGGUGGAGGACUUCAACGAUAACUGCCCCACACUGACCGCCACCACGCAGACCAUGUGCCUGGACGACAACGUGAUCUACGUCACGGCCGUGGAUGAGGACCUGUUCCCCAACUCGUACCCGUUUGAGUUCUCUGUGGUCAGCAGCAGCAGCUCGGGGAAGUGGAUGGUGGAGCCUUUAAAUGCAACCACCGUCAUCCUUCGAGACCAAGCCAACUUGUGGCCGGGCCACUACAAAGUGAUGGUGGAGAUCAAGGACCAGCAGGGAAAAGUGUGCGCCGAGGACCAGAUCAUCGACCUGACCGUGUGCACGUGCCACGAGGUGACGAGGACGUGUUCGGCACGCAACGUGUCCACAGCCGGCCUCGGAGCCGCAGGGAUCCUCCUCCUGCUUCUGGGACUCCUGCUGCUUCUGCUCAUUCCGUGUCUGCUACUCUUCUGCCUGUGCGGAGGAACCGCCGCUAUCGGAGACUUCAAAGCGAUGCCGUUCGAGACGAAGCAACAGCUGAUUUCAUAUCACACCGAGGGACAAGGAGAGGACAAGGAUGUUCCCCUCCUCCAAGUCCCGUUGGAUGUGGAUGCCGACACGCUCAAUGCCACCAACAUCAACAACUUUGGGAGCAAAGGCUACGAGUUAGGAGCAGCGGGCGGAGGACUGGGCGGAGGAGCGGGUUUCGGCAUGAACACGUCCACUCUGGUGACUGAGAAUAUCAACAUGUACAACCAGUACAGGCGAGGCGGCGGGCUGGAGGAGAUGGAUAUGAUGCAAGGACAAGGAUAUGGCUACUCGCAUUACAGCGGCGGAGCUUUUGACGGGAUGGCGCUGUCCGAACAGUUCCUGGGGGAGUACUAUUCUAGUAAAUCGAGCCACGCAGCACAGCAGCCUCAGCAGAAGGACAGCUUCCUGGUCUACGACUAUGAGGGUCGCGAGUCUCUGGCGGGUUCUGUCAGCAGCUGCAGUCUUCUCGAAAACGACAAUGACCUCUCCUUCCUUGAUGACCUGGGGCCUAAAUUCAAAACCCUGGCUGACAUUUGUCAGGGAACCGUAGUGACCGAGACCGAGGAUGUGACGGUGUCGGUUCCUCCCAUCAGGCCUUCCACCUCGACUCACAUCCACACUCACACGGAGACAGUGAGGGACAGAGACCGACUGGGCAUCAACACUCUCAACACCUCCAACGUAGCAUCUGGAUCCUCCACCUUCAUCCAAGAGAGCUUCACCAAGCGAGCCCAGGGGUUAACCACUGUUCCCAAUGUGCAGAUCCAGGAAAAGGUUGUCAUUCCCAAUCAGACGGUUCUCAUCCAGCAGCCUGCCAUGUACUACACCGCCGCACCCAUGUACGUCGUCGAGUCUCAGCCCCAAGUCAUGCUAGUGGCCGGCGGUGCCCAGCAGGCUACGGGCCAAGUGGGGCUGACUCAGGGGCUGGUGCAAGUCGGCGGCCUCCAAGGUUCCCAAGGCGUGGUGCUGGUGGACCGGCAGACGGGACCGAUCGGGGCAGCGGGGCAGAGCGCGGCAGGCCUUUCCACGGGAACCACGUCCCGGUCCAGGCAGGUGCUGUUGGUGGAGAACGGCUCGUCGGGCAGGGAGCAUGCCGCCGCCCGAGGCUUCGCUCAGGUGGGGCGGGACUCUGUGGAUCACGGCCUGGAGGUCAAAGGUCAGGCCUUCCAGAUGCACACUUCCGGCUUUUCAAUGGGCUCGCGCGGGUCGGCGGGGUCAACUGAGGAUUUCACCAUGGCGGCCGCGCCCAAGGCGCAAGGGGCCCAGAGAGUGGUGGUGCAACGCAAGAAGGUCUCCGUGACAGAGAGAAACGUGGAGUCCACCUCCAGGGCUUAGAAGGACCCAGUUUCCAACACCAAAUAAAAAAUCCAUCUAUCCACGCAGGUAGAAUUUAAAGUGUGCUAAAACCAGGAGAGUGCAAUACUGUAUGUCCUCAUCAACAAGGUAAAACACUAAGUUCAGUUAUUUUCUUGUUAGAAUCAGACUUUUCAUCGAGUACUGAUAAACACAGUAUUACAGUUAAAUGAAUAAACCAUUCAGAGGCAUUUAAGGUGUAUUAUGUGAACAAAAGGUAUUUCCAUACACUUCUGCUCCCAAAAAUGUCCAGCCAGGUGUCAGAUUACUGCCUCACAAGCCAAACAAGCCUGACACCCCACCUAGCAUGAAUCAAUAGGACAGAUCCAAACAAGCCCAUGGUGCACCCAUGAAACAAAACAAACAAUAAAAAAAGGGAAAACUUCAUGUCCCGAUGCAUAGUACCUGGAACAAGCACAGAACAAAUUAUUUAAAAAAAAAAACCCUGUAGCUUGUCAGGAGGCUGUAAUAAAUCAGUGGCAAUAUCCCAGCCUGUCACACCAGGUAAGAAGUUCUGUUUACAUGUUUAAGAGCGGUUGCAAAUAGAAGUCAAGCAGAGAGCACUCCAGUGGGAAUGUGUGGGAAAGCAAACAACAAUUCAUAUUUUAUUUCAAAGACAAGACUUGAGAGAACUUUUCUUCUGAUCAGAGAGCGGGUGAUGGAAAUAUCUGCUGGACACCACUGGUACAGACGUUUAACUGUUUCAAGGAUGUGACCGUGUGCGAUCUUACUAACCUACACGACAUUGGAAAGAGCUGCUGUGACUGUUACAGUCAGCUGAACGAAAGCACGCUUUCAAGACCAGAUUCUUACUUUAAAUUUUUUUUUUUUUUUUUUAAUCACGCUGGGUUUGCAAGCUUUAGCCGUGCUAGAAGUUAUUUGUCUCACUGUUGAACUGCUGUACUUGAUAAUCAGGAAUUGCUUGGAGGCCUCGCCGAGUAGGGAGAAGGUCGAUGUUUGUUUUAUAUACUUUCCAACUGCUGAGCCCCGCCCUCCGCCUGCAAACCAAAGAGAAGACCAAACUCAUCCCAAAAGGAAGACGUCUGUGAUCCAAAGCAGCUCCUUAAAUGCACAUUGAGUUCUUGCACUCUGUUUUUUGGUCUUUAUGUAUAUUUCUGUAGUUCUAAAAUGUCUCAUUUCUGUACAGAAAUCCUGAUGACACCAUGACAGUCCUUUUUUUAUGUAUUGGUGUGUAUGUGUGCAUAAAGGUUAAAUCAUUAGGGUAUGUGCUAAAUAAUAAAGGGUGAGCUUGUAAAGCACUGAGAUCAAUGUGUUUUUAAGGUAGUGCACCACUGCUUUAGCAACAUGCUAAUAAAUAUGUUUUAAUUAUUUUUUUUUUAAGUUUUGUAUUUUCCGUCAUAAUAAAUCAAACACAAAGA
This is a messenger RNA of Salarias fasciatus (jewelled blenny), 4718 nucleotides long. RefSeq names its product desmoglein-2-like. Gene Ontology annotation, cellular component: desmosome; plasma membrane. The transcript has 14 exons. Lineage: Eukaryota; Metazoa; Chordata; Actinopteri; Blenniiformes; Blenniidae. The coding region runs from base 91 to 3321 and encodes 1076 amino acids. Gene Ontology annotation, biological process: homophilic cell-cell adhesion. The record is from RefSeq and is a predicted model, not a curated record. Gene Ontology annotation, molecular function: calcium ion binding.